Messenger RNA from Rhincodon typus (whale shark), 3564 nucleotides. RefSeq names its product transcription elongation factor, mitochondrial (gene tefm). Gene Ontology annotation, molecular function: nucleic acid binding; DNA polymerase processivity factor activity. NCBI's taxonomy places the organism in Eukaryota, Metazoa, Chordata, Chondrichthyes, Orectolobiformes, Rhincodontidae. Bases 122 to 1198 code for a protein of 358 amino acids. Gene Ontology annotation, cellular component: mitochondrial nucleoid. The record is from RefSeq and is a predicted model, not a curated record. Gene Ontology annotation, biological process: mitochondrial transcription; transcription elongation by mitochondrial RNA polymerase. The transcript has 4 exons.
UAACCACAUCGACCAGAGCAGGGAACCCGCGCGCCGGCUCCUGUUCCCCUCCGGAAGGUUCUAGCGGGUGCACCGGCUCCCACUGCGGGACCGCAUUAGCUGCGGCACGGAGGACUGGGUCAUGUCGGUGAGGGGAGUCAGCUGCUUCGUGACCCGAGGUUGGUGGUGUAUAUUCCAGCAGCUAAGGCUCCCCAAGAUGGUGCAACACCGGAGCUUUCUCCUCUGCACUUGCUGUAAGGACAGUCACUACGCUUCUGCAGAUCUCCACAAAUUUGACUACUUGCAGCCUGACUCUGAAGCCGAAGACAUUGACGGGUGCUACACACCCCAGCAGCGGGCAACUGUCCUGAGGGUGCUGAACACAGCUUCCCGCGAGGAGCUGGCAGGAAUCAAGCUACUGCGAGGCAGAAAGUCGGCCAAUAUUGUGGAGUACAGAGCUGGACAUGGACCAUUCACCAACCUGCAGACUCUGUUGGAAGUGCCACUGUUCAAACACAAGACUAUAAUGAAGGUGUGUCAGUCAAUCCUGAACCCUUGUCAGGAGUCUGGGAAAAAAGAGAAGAAACUCCAGGGUUUGAAAUUUGUCAAACCUGAUGUAGAACGAAAGCGACUUCUGGCAGCGAAAAGUAUCGUGUCAGUCGUGUUUGGAAUCCGUAAGAUUGCGUGGGCUCACGUGGAUCGGAAUCUGACUGUCCUGAACUGGAACCAGGAGACAAGUCAUCGGUACAUGAAAGGCCCGUACCUGCCCUCCAUCUACCUUGAGGAGAUCUCCUCGGCCAUCUCAAAAAUCCCCAAAGCAGAUUUCUUCAUCUUGGAGAAGCCCAGCAUCUCAGUCCAGAACACCAACCUGUUCCCUGUGACUCUACACUUGCGCACCAUCGAGGCUAUGCUACACGGGCUGCUGGGGGGGACCUUCCUGGAGGAUGGUCAGCAUAAGGUGCUGAGCAUGGUGCGCACGGCUGUCGGGAAGCACUUUGAGUUAAUGGUGGGGGAUUCCCGGACGAGUGGCAGGGAACUGGUGCAGCAGCUCAUGGUCGACUCAGUGACGCAGGAACACCCUCGGGUGCUGUUCCCUCAGGAUGCAUUGGCCCGCUACAGGAGACUAUUUCAGAAGGGAAAUGCAGAUCGGGGAGAAGAAAUGUGUGAUGCUUUGCUGCAGGCUGUUGCUUUCUAUGAAUUUCUGUUUAACAAUUCCUAAAAAUCUCAUGAUGAUUAAAGAAGGACUCCAUUUUACUCAUACAGACAUCUUGAUUAGUGCCAAUCUUGGUCAGGAUGGACAAAGAAGAAAAUGUCUAUUAAAGUUUCUCCUUGUUCCCACUCCUCUCUGUCUCAUUGCCAUGUGGUUUAUUAGUCACCCUUUGAUACCUUGCCCAUGUAGCCUUAGAGCACUUGUAUUCUUCCUAGUGGUCUAGUCAAUACUUAUCCCUCAUCAGCAUCAAAGAAGAAACAAUUUGGUAAAUGUCACAUUGCUGUUUGUGGGAGGUUUGCUGUCAGCAAAUUGACUCAAUGUUUUCUAUACUGCAAAAGUACCCACCCUUCAGAAAUACUUUUUUGACUCUUUAAGUGCUGUAGAAAUGCAAGUUCUUUUCUUGUGUAUAAACCCUGACUGAAAAUGUUGGAUUGAUUAUUCAACUGAACUAAGCUUCAUGGUUGAGCGAUAGCCUGAUGCCUAUUCAAACACUUCGCUCCUCCACACUGUCCUGAAUCCAAGAUGUGGAGGUGCUGGUGUUGGACUGGGGUGGACAAGGUCAAAAGUCUCACAACACCAUGUUAUAGUCCAACAGGUUUAUUUGAAAACUCAAGCUUUCAGCAGCUUGCUGCUCUUUCAGAUGUGUUUUUUGUCCUUUAUUCAUUAAUGGGAGGAGGACGUCAGUGGCUAGGCAGCAUUUAUUGUCCAUUCCUAAUUGCCCAGAGGGCAGUUCAGAGUCAACCACGUUGCUGUGGAUCUACUCCAGACCAUGUAGGCCAGACCAGGUAAGGAUGGCAGUUUCCUUCCCUUAAGGACACUAGUAAACCAGAUGGGUUUUUCCUGACAAUUGACAACAGAUUCGUGGUCAUCAUUAGAUUCUUAAUUGCAGAUUUUUUUUUAAUAUUGAAUUCAAGUUCCACCAUCUGCCGUGGCAGGAUUCGAACCUAGGUCCCCAGAACGUUAUCCAGGUCUCUGGAUUAACAGUCCAGCGAUAAUACCACUAGGCCAUUGCCAACCUGAAGAAGGAGCGAGAUUCUAAAAGCUUGUGCUUUUAAAUAAACCUGUUGGACUAUAAUCUGGUGUCCUGAAUCCAAGAGCAUUGAUUGUAACUCAUUAGCAGAGGGCAUUUAGUAGAGACUUGAGUGGAUUGCAGGCAGCAAUCAGCAAUAAUAUCAAUUUAAAAUAUAAACAGAAAAUGCUGGAAAUAGGAGUUAAUGUUUCAGACUGAUAACCUUCAGAACUGACUUGAAUAGUUAAUUUUGUUUCUGUCUCCACAGAUGCUGUCUGAUCUGCUGAGCUUUUGCUGUUUUUAAUUUCAGAUUUCUAACAUUUACAUUUGGCUUUAGUGUUAGUAACUUCAACCCAUUGCUUGGAGACUGCUGCAGUUUUUGCUCUGUCCAACACUUCACAUCUGUCUUAGUAACAUCAGAGCCAGUAGUGUUCCCUUGAAACAUCUUUGAAGAAAGAAUAGACCUACAUUUAAAUAGUGCCUUUCACGACUUCAGUGUAGUGAUUGUUGUAAUGUACGAAACAUCACUGCCACUUUCUGCAAGGCAAGCUCUCACACAGAGCAAUGUGAUAAUGAUCAGGUACUGUCUUUUAAUGCUGCUGUUUAAAGGAUAAAUAUUGAUCCCAGGACAUUGGAGCUAAUCCUCUAUUAUUGUUUGAAAAAUGGCAUGGGAUCUAAUACAUCAAACUCAAAGCGUAGAUGUGCCCUUCCCUGACAGUGCAACUCUCCUUCAGAAUAGUUUAGCUUAUUAGGCUAGACCAGGAUCUCCAGAUCAUACGUUUUUCAGCCUGGAGCGGAAGUCAAACCCAUGCAUAUUUUUACUCGGCUGAGUAUUACUGAGCCAUGAUGUGUGUGUGUGUGUGUGAAGACUGAGAUCAGGUAAUAUUCUAGGUCAGUACAUAAGUUUCUCACUGGGAGGGAGGGUCACACAGGGCUUCACAAAGUCAUCAAAGACUAUUUAUGUUUAUGAAUUUGGUGGUUGUCUUCUAAGAUUCAGUUUGAUUUAAGCAUUUUUGUGCCUUUUCAGUGUCCAAUGAUGGAAAAUGUAUGAGCUUAUUUAGUUGAGGAGCUGCUCCUUUAACUGGAUUUUAUGCAGCUAGAUUCUAACUAGAUUUCAAUCACCCAGCUGAUGAUUCUUUUGUGCACAAACUGUGUACUAUCUUGUUUAAGUUAAUAUUAAAUUGUUUUUAUGGUUGAUCCACCCUGACUUUUGAACACUCAUCAUUGGCUGUUAAGUGCUUUGGGGUGAAAGGCAUUACAAAGUCCUUUCUUUUAAAGUCUAAUAAUUGUAAAGCUAGAGUGUUGCACAUUUCUUAUGGUACAUGUAGUUAUUUAUUAUUAAAUUGUUUGAAUUGCUUGUCUUUUU